AUGCAUAACCCUAGUGUGAACAUCACUACACCUGAGGCAUCUACAAUCUUUACAAAUGGGUCAAUGACACUUAGUGAUAUUUUGAAAAUUUUUCUUUGCAGCAUCAAUGUCCUGUUUGGUGUUCCCACAAACUCCUAUGUUAUUUGGCUUAUCGUCACAGGAACAGAAAGUUCAAUUAUAUCGAGAUUUUUCAACCUCAAUCUUUCAGUUUGUGAGAUCGGUAACUGUCUGAAUUCGUUCCUUUUUAUUCUGUUAUUUUUGUCAUCAAGUCUCACACCAGUAUCCAAUUUUUUUCAAGGACUGGGCAUCACCGGUCGUCCUCUGUUUCAGUGUUUGAUCUCUGUUGAGCGUUACCUGGCGGUGGUUCAUCCUGUAAUCUUUCUGAAGUACAAACCUCUCAGAUAUAGAGUCAUGUUCUCCACCGGUGCCUGGAUCAUUUGUCUUGUUUCUUGUUUUUGCUGCAUCUUUAUUUUGGUCUCAUUUGACUUCUGUUUUUUCACAUUGUUCUUUUUGGUUCAGUACCUCGUCUUCCUCUCCAUCCAGUUGUUUUGCCUUACGGCUGUUCUCAGAGCUCUGAAGCAGUCAGGACCAGGAGAGAGAGGGAGAGAGAGAGAGGAGGAAAACCACAUGAAGAGAAGAGCGUUUCAUCUCAUUCUAAUAACUACUGUAAGCACACUUAUCACAUACGGCCCAUUUACUAUUGCAGGAAUCAUUAGCAUUGUGCCAAACACUCAUAUGGAUCUUAUGACAGUUUGGGUUUCAGCUUUGAUCUGUUAUUUGCUGGCUGGUUUUGUUCAGCCUGUUCUUUUUCUGCAGAGAGCUGGAAAACUCUCCUGCCUCUGCUGCUCUGCAUAA
Triplophysa rosa is the source of this 855-nucleotide messenger RNA. RefSeq names its product C-C chemokine receptor type 8-like. NCBI's taxonomy places the organism in Eukaryota, Metazoa, Chordata, Actinopteri, Cypriniformes, Nemacheilidae. The transcript has a single exon. Bases 1 to 855 code for a protein of 284 amino acids. Gene Ontology annotation, biological process: phospholipase C-activating G protein-coupled receptor signaling pathway; positive regulation of Rho protein signal transduction. Gene Ontology annotation, molecular function: G protein-coupled receptor activity. The record is from RefSeq and is a predicted model, not a curated record. Gene Ontology annotation, cellular component: membrane.